AUGAUACGGGAUGCCAUUCCGGCCAACAAUCCCACACCAGAACUGUUUGGUCCAUGGCACAACUUAUCGAUUGUAUCACCGCGAUUGGAUAUGUGUGUGAUUGAAAAGAUUGGAUCCAAACAUUGGCGUUUGGUGCAGUGUCUCAUGAAUCGACCUAAUCAGACGAUGGACGACCUGGUCAGGGGUUUGCCGUGCCCAGAAGAUGCUGUCAUUGCGAACUCAUCCGAAAUGGUAUCGUCCACUGUCUUUCUGAGAGAUCCGCUGGAACGAUUUCUGUCGGCGUAUUUGGACAAGUGCGUAGUGGCCCGAGAAAUCGAUACGCAUUGCCAACCAAUGGAGGUCUUUCAAAGAAGCAAUCGGCUAGUGGAGGGGAUCAUCGACAAUAAGCGGCACUUCUUUGAAGCGUACGUGGAUACAAUGCCACUCAAGUGGAAUCUUCACUUCUUUCCGCAGAGCUUCUACUGUGAUGGGCUCUUUCGACACAUUCAAAACUAUGACUUUGUGGGCCAAAUGGGACAAAACUUCUACAAUGACUUGGACAGACUGUCUCAGCAAUUUCCACAUGGGCGGUUCGGAGCAAUACUCGAUGGCAUUUUCGAGCUCGAAAAGAACCUAGCUACCUCUGCAGGAAAUAUAGGCGUAGAGACUUCCGCUUCGUCUCAUGUUCGAGAAUACUACACACCAGCAACCUUGCGGAGAGUGUUGGAGUACACAGCAAUUGACUACAUGCUCCUGAACAUAACUAUACCAGAGUGGGCACAGCAAAUGUUGAAUGAUGAAGUGUAG
Molecule: messenger RNA, 786 nt
Organism: Seminavis robusta
Lineage: Eukaryota; Bacillariophyta; Bacillariophyceae; Naviculales; Naviculaceae
Source: the annotation of a GenBank genome assembly